AUGGUUGUUUUCCCACGACCACUGCGGCACACCGAGAGCGAGGCGGGGUAUAUCAAAUUAGCCAACAAGCAGGACGACCACUACUUCUACUGGUUCUUCGAGUCUCGUGGCAGCCCCGCAACAGAUCCGCUAGUGCUGUGGCUUUCUGGGGGACCGGGCGGAUCCAGCAUGUUCGCCUUGCUAGUUGAGAACGGCCCGUGCACCAUUCAACCAGACUUGAGCACCAAGCUCAACCCCUACUCGUGGAACAACAACACCAACGUCAUUUGGCUCGACCAGCUCGCCGGCGUCGGCUUCUCGUUUGGCUCUCCAGCAGACAAGGACUACAACGAAACGAACGUGGGGGAGAACAUCUACUGGUUCUUGCAAGGAUUCAUGGAGAAGCACCCGCAGUACCGAGGCCGCGAGUUCUUCGUGACGGGCGAGAGCUACGGAGGACACUACGUCCCCGCCGCGGCGCACUACAUUUGGCCGAGGAACAAGGCGGAGGACGACACACCGGCCAUCAACUUGCAAGGCUUGGCGAUCGGCAAUGGGCUCACGAACGAGUUGAUCCAGUACGCGCACAACCAAGACAUGAACCACAAUCGGUACAACAUCAGUUUGUUAACCGAUGCUUAA
Messenger RNA from Phytophthora sojae, 621 nucleotides. RefSeq lists its product as hypothetical. The record is from RefSeq and is a predicted model, not a curated record. The transcript has a single exon. Gene Ontology annotation, biological process: proteolysis. Gene Ontology annotation, molecular function: serine-type carboxypeptidase activity. NCBI's taxonomy places the organism in Eukaryota, Oomycota, Peronosporomycetes, Peronosporales, Peronosporaceae. Bases 1 to 621 code for a protein of 206 amino acids.